Molecule: messenger RNA, 1373 nt
Organism: Phymastichus coffea
Lineage: Eukaryota; Metazoa; Arthropoda; Insecta; Hymenoptera; Eulophidae
Gene: Rae1
Product: protein Rae1
Exons: 7
Coding region: 216-1286 (356 amino acids)
Biological process (GO): transcription-dependent tethering of RNA polymerase II gene DNA at nuclear periphery; RNA export from nucleus
Cellular component (GO): nuclear pore
Molecular function (GO): ubiquitin binding; RNA binding
Source: RefSeq, a predicted model, not a curated record
UCAUUUGAUAACGUGGCACAUGAGUGCCGGCACAUACGCCGGUACAUUUUAUGCCAAAUCGCAGUGUUGGCGAAUUUUCUAACCUAUUCAUAAAUGUUUGUGAUUGUAAUUAUUGCAAAUGAUCAUGCAAAUACUGAAUAAUGUCGAUUUCUCUUUAAACAUGAUGUUUGCAAUUUGAUUUUUGUGAUUCAUUAAUUUUCAUAUAAGCUACUACAAUGUUCAAUCAAAGUACGACACUUGCUACUACAACACCUUCAACUGCAAAUCCUAUGAAAGAUUUUGAAGUUGUUUCACCACCAGAUGAUUCAAUAUCAAGUUUAGCAUUUAGUCCAUCAACUAUUCCUCAAAAUUUUCUAGUCGCUGGAUCUUGGGAUUGCAAUGUCAGAUGCUGGGAAGUUGAACAGUCUGGAAAAACUGUUCCCAAAUCCAUGCAAAGUAUGACUGGACCUAUUUUGGAUGUUUGUUGGAGUGAUGAUGGAACCAAAGUUUUCAUGGCAUCCACUGAUAAAAUGGUUAAAUGCUGGGACUUAGCUUCAAAUCAAUCAAUUCAAGUUGCAGCUCAUGAUGCUCCUAUAAAAACUUGCCAUUGGAUCAAGGGAUCAAAUUACACAUGUUUAAUGACCGGAUCUUGGGAUAAAACUUUGAAGUUUUGGGACACUAGAUCACCAAAUCCAAUGUUAACAAUUAAUUUGCCUGAGAGAUGCUAUUGUGCUGAUGUUGAUUAUCCAAUGGCAGUGGUAGGAACAGCUGGAAGAGGAUUGAUAGUUUAUACAUUAGAAAAUACUCCACAAGAAUACAAGCGUAUUGACUCACCUUUGAAACAUCAACAUAGAUGUGUUGCCAUUUUUCGGGACAAAAAGAAAGUACCAACUGGUUAUGCAUUAGGUAGUGUAGAAGGCCGCGUUGCUAUUCAGUAUGUCAACCCAACAAAUCCAAAGGAUAAUUUUACAUUCAAAUGUCAUCGUUCAAAUGGAGCGCCUAAUGGUUAUCAAGAUAUUUAUGCGGUCAAUGAUAUAGCAUUCCACCCAAUACAUGGCACUUUGGCAACAGUUGGUAGUGAUGGCACGUUUAGUUUUUGGGACAAAGAUGCUAGAACAAAAUUGAAGCCAUCUGAGACUAUGGAACAACCAAUUACUAGCUGCUGUUUCAAUCAGAAUGGCCAAAUUUUUGCAUAUUCUGUAUCUUAUGAUUGGUCUAAGGGUUAUGAAUUUUACAACCCUAUGAAGAAAAACUACAUUUUCCUCAGACCUUGUUAUGAUGAAUUGAAACCGAGAACUACAUCGUGAACAUUUAGAAUUAAUUCUCUGUAUAUUUUAGAUGUAACUUUUGUGAAAGAAAAAACAAAUUUUCAAAUAAAACAGUUUUUUACCAAA